AUGGGCAGAAAUGAAGAAGAAGAGGUUGAAGCUAAACAUGUAUAUGAUAUAGAAGAGGCUCAACCAACAGAGAUACCAAGACCACCUCUACCGUUCCCUCACAGACUCAAGAAGAAAUCUUACGACGGUAAGUUUGCAAAGUUCAUAACUAUGCUGAAGCAGCUAUCAGUGAACAUCCCAUUAGUGGAAGCUCUGGAGCAGAUGCCAAGAUAUGCUAAAUUCAUGAAGGACUUAGUCACAAAGAAAAGAGCUUGUUAUUGCUACAAUAUCUCUGGUGCAGAAAAAAAGGAUCCAGGUGCAUUCAUUAUACCUUGCACCAUAGGAUCAUUUGAGUUUGCAAAGGCCCUGUGUGAUUUAGGGGCAAGUAUAAAUCUGAUGCCGCUAGUUAUUUACAAGCAAUUAGGAUUAGGGAUUCCAAACCCCACUGCGAUGAGGUUGAUGAUGGCAGAUAGGUCAGUGAAGUGGCCUAUGGGUAUCUUAUUUGAUGUGCUUGUAAAAGUGGACAAUUUCAUUUUUCUGGCAGACUUCGUGAUUCUGGAUUGUGAAGUAGACUUUGAAGUUCCCAUAAUUUUGGGGAGGCCAUUUCUGGCUAUAGGUCGAGCUUUGGUUGAUGUUGAGAGUGGAGAGAUAAAAUUCAGGCUCAACAAUGAGGAGGUGAAGUUUAAGAUAUGCAAGUCUAUGAAGCAACCAUAA
Solanum verrucosum is the source of this 693-nucleotide messenger RNA. RefSeq lists its product as uncharacterized. The transcript has 3 exons. The coding region runs from base 1 to 693 and encodes 230 amino acids. Lineage: Eukaryota; Viridiplantae; Streptophyta; Magnoliopsida; Solanales; Solanaceae. The record is from RefSeq and is a predicted model, not a curated record.